UACGCAGCCUAGAUACAGCCUGAGCCAGGCAAUCGUCCCAGAAACAUUCAGCAUGCCACUAUGCAGUGGCUAAUCAUGUUAUAAACGUCUAUGGUUCUCCUCCGCAACUCCGCAAUCUCAAUUGCGCCUUCCGAGCUAUCGUUGAUCUGGGCCCCGGUUCGCAACAGACCAUCUCCAAUCGCUUGCUGCACCUGCGCCGAUCCCCGUGUCGCAUUUUCUAUCUCAAUCCCGCGCGCCAGAGGCAUUGCGUCUGACUCACAUCGUCCAAAGAGACUAUCAUCUUCCGGCCUCCUUCCUAUCCCGUCUUUGUCGCUGAAAAUGCCCGAGUCCAGGGAAGGAAAGCAGGCAACCCUGGGGAGGUUCUUCGGUUCCAAUUCCGACGCCCCAAAGAAGCAAACCACCCUUAGUUUUGGCGGCAAUCGAAACAAAUCGGCCGCCUCCGCAAACAAGUCGAAGAAAGAACCAGCUUCCAAGGACGAAAAUGAGGCUAAGCCCGUAGCCGAUGAAACAAGCGGCAAGGAUGUUGACAUGACAGAAGCUUCUGAAGCCGCGCCUGAGGUAGCUGAGGAAGCCGAUCGUCAGUCUUUGAAGAGAGAUAAGAGUGAAGGGAGCGAUAGUGAAGAGAGUGAUGUCCAACCCUCAAGUAAGAGACGACGAAAGGGUUCCGAUAAACCAAAAGCUGCCCCCGCCUCAAAAGCACAACCCAAAUCCUCGCCGAAAAGCCCAAAGCCCAGCAAAUCGAAGGCUAAGGCGACUUCACCUCCGGUCGUGCAAAAGGCAUCCGGAGAGGAAACACCAGAAGAUCCUGAUGUAUCCGACAUCGAAGAAGAGCUGUCUGCUAGCGAAGAAGAAGCCGAGAAGAAACCUGAAUUGAAGAAAAAGGAGCUUGAGAAGGUCCAGGCAGCCCUAAAGGGAAGCGGGAAAGAUCCAUAUCCUGAUUGGAAGGCUGGCGAGCCUGUUCCGUACGCCGCUUUAUGCACCACAUUUUCUCUCAUCGAGAUGACCACGAAACGACUCCAAAUCCUCGCUCACUGCUCUCUCUUUCUCCGACAAGUCCUACGCCUCACUCCUAAAGAUUUCCUCCCCACAGUCCAACUCAUGAUCAACAAGCUUGCCGCCGACUAUGCCGGAAUCGAGCUGGGUAUUGGUGAGUCUUUGAUCAUGAAGGCCAUUGGCGAAAGUACAGGCCGUAGUCUGUCGGUGAUCAAAGCAGACCAGCAUGAGAUUGGAGAUUUGGGCCUGGUAGCCGCCAAGAGCAGGUCAAAUCAGCCCACAAUGUUCAAGCCGAAGCCAUUGACUGUUAGAGGAGUGCACGAAGGUCUACUUGCGAUUGCCAAAGUUCAGGGUCAUGGUUCCCAGGACAAGAAAAUCUCAGGGAUAAAGAAACUCCUGUCCGCUGCUGAUGCCGCCACUACUGGAAAAGGCAGCAAGGGAAUCGGCAUCACCAAGGAUAAGGGCGGCCCAAGUGAAGCCAAAUAUCUGAUACGAUUCCUUGAAGGCAAACUACGACUAGGGCUGGCGGAGAAGACCGUACUCGUUGCCCUUGCUCAAGCAGUGGUUGCACAUGAGGCUGCUCUGAAAGGCGAGAAAACUCCUUCUGCGGAGAAAUUGGCAGAGGGGGAGGCAAUACUGAAGACAGUAUACAGCGAAUUGCCAGCCUAUGAAGUUAUCAUUCCGGCCCUACUGGAACACGGGUUGGCCAACCUUGGCCAACAUUGCAAGCUGCAGCCAGGUAUCCCCAUCAAACCUAUGCUUGCAAAGCCAACCAAGUCUAUCACCGAAGUUCUCGACCGGUUUGAAGGGAAAGACUUCACGUGUGAAUACAAAUACGAUGGCGAGAGAGCUCAGAUCCACUACGUUGCCCCUGAGCACAUGACAAAGUAUCCCGGGGCUCAACUUACGUUGGAGAAGAAGGACGUUGGGCUCACUUCGAUCUUCUCUCGAAAUUCAGAAGACCUAUCAAAGAAAUACCCUGAUGUCCUGGAAAAGCUUAAGACCUGGAUCAAGCCCGGUGUCGGAAGCUUUGUGUUAGACUGUGAAACCGUCGCCUGGGAUACAGUGAACAAGAAAGUGCUCCCCUUCCAGCAAUUGAUGACUCGGAAGCGAAAAGACGUCAAGGCGGAAGAUGUCAAGGUCAAAGUCUGCGUGUUUGCAUUCGAUCUUCUUUUCCUUAAUGAUGAGCCCGCAGUUAAGAAGUCCCUCCGAGAGCGCCGCGAACUGCUACACGAAUCAUUCCAAGCGGUCGAAGGCGAAUUUCAAUUCGCCCAAUACGGAGACACAAACGACCUUGAUGAGAUCCAAAACCUCCUCGACGAUUCUGUGAAGGCCUCCUGUGAAGGCCUCAUGGUGAAAAUGCUUGACACAGAAGAGAGUGGCUACGAACCGAGCAAACGCUCUCGUAAUUGGCUCAAGGUGAAGAAAGACUAUCUCUCCGGCGUCGGCGACUCCCUCGACCUCGUCGUCCUAGGCGCUUACUACGGCCGCGGAAAACGCACCUCCGUCUACGGCGCCUUCCUCCUUGCCGCCUACAACCCCAGCACACAAACCUACGAAACAAUCUGCAACAUCGGCACGGGCUUCUCUGACGAAGUCCUGAAGGAAUUCCACGAAACCCUCUCCCCGCUUGUCAUCGACCGCGCCAAGCCAUUCUACUCACACUCGACGGUUCCCAAGGACCAGCCCGACGUCUGGCUCGAGCCCCGCCUCGUCUGGGAAGUCAAGACGGCGGACCUUACACUGAGCCCCAGGUACAAGGCUGCGGCGGAUGAGUUUGUUGGUGCCAAGGGUGUUUCGCUGCGGUUCCCGAGGUUUAUCAAGAGUCGUGAUGAUAAGAAGCCUGAGCAGGCGACUACGACCAAGGCGGUUGCAGAGAUGUACCGCAAGCAGGAGGCUGUUGCGAAGGAUGGGGCGAGCAAGGGUGGGGUUGAUGAUGAUUUCGAGUAUUGAUUGAGUACCUAUUGACUAUCAGAUACCCUUUACAUAACUAGUCGGGACGAGUGAGCUCCUGUGUGCGAAGUGGGCUAUUGUAUGAGUCUGUAUGAGAACUUACGUACUUUGACCUUGAGAUUGGUUGAGCGCUGAGAGCGAUUCCUACUGCUGUAUAUCAAGGACACUUACUGCUUCUUCAAUUACAUUUACUUUGAAGGAACUUUCUCUGCAAGGGCGAUUUCGCAAGUUUCAAUCAUCCAUUGGCUGGCCAAUAUACAACAUCCAUCGAGUCAUCAUCCUGAUAAUCAUAUCAAAAGGAAGUAAUGGGUACACAAUAUAGGUGGUUUUGUACAAGCCGAUUUCCUCUAGCCAACCCCCGGCUAUCCAGCAGUCAUUCUACAGUCCAAGGUCAACCAGUGAAAAAGGAAAAGGGAAAAGAUAACGCAUAUCCGACAGAACACGCUAUGACGCAUUUCAAACCAUGAAGCAACAUCAAAGAUCGUCGCGGCCAGGUGUGGUGGAUUUGUUACCGUCUCUGGACGUAAACCCUGUUUGUCGGACACGCAAGACAAAGUUCGUCAACAUGAUUGCGACAAGACCGACGCCUACGACUGUAGGCCCCCAUUUCUCGUAGUACACGCGUUUCACGUCACGGCGUUUGCGAAUCUUGUCGACGCGCCAGAUGUAGAGCACGAGACUGUAGAUGAGGGCUACAGCGGCGAGGAUGGUGAAGGCCCAGGAACAGGCGAAUGUGAUGUAGUCGUCGCCGAAGUUCAGGAGGGUAGCGGCGAUUGUUCCAAGAAGGAUGGAGAAUUCUAGCCAGGAGAGGAAUGUUCUCUCGGCGGCAAAGUAGACUUUGGGUUCGACACGGACAGGAACGUGAAUACCUUGAGAUUUGUUAAUGAUGUUAUCAAUCGAGAGAGGACGGAGUAUGAAGCUUACGUUUACCCUUGGGAGCCGUAAAUCGCUUGAUUGUCCGUCCACUGCCCAUGACCGUGAUGCCGUUCUGCUCUGGAGCGGGCAUAUUUGUGGGCAUGGGCCUAGGAAUAAGUGCCUUGAGCAGAUUGAUCAUCCCGUUCUUAAGCCGAUGACUGUAGUACUUGGCCAGCUGCUCAUAGUAGUAUCUGCCUCCUACACGACGCGCCUCUUCCAACUCAUCUGAAUCGACAGACUCAUCGUCCGAGUCGUACAGCGGAUAGUCUUCGUCUCCAGGAAGUGGCUGUGCGGCGAUUCGUUCCUCGACGUCAAGCGCAUUCCCGUCAGUAUCAUCGAAGAGAGCGUGUGGCUCGAUUUCACGGAGCGCUUCUCGGUCGGAGCGGUCUCUCGGCCCCCCAUUGCGCCCUUCGUGCGCGUCCAGCUCGUCGUCUUCGGAUUCGUCGUCUUCAGGUGUCUCAUUUGCAGAAAGAGAUGUGCUUGUCAUUGGGCGCUGAAUACCAAAGUGGCGUGUUGCGGGCUUUCGAAUAUCAACAUCCAUUUGCGGCAUCCAGAAUGGCAGAAGGUGGAUGCGAUCCGGGAAUAAUGCGGCAGUUCCGUGGAUGAACUUGCUGUAUUUGGGCACUGCUUCUACCAAGUGGCUCGCCGUCAGGUCACGAAUCCACUUCGGCGGCUCUUGUCCAGCCUGGGUCUGAAGUUUGACCUCCAAAACCGCGUAGGGGAAACGCUCGACGUCCUCAGGUGGCAGCUGGUUAAACGGCCAGUCCACCCCAAUGUCCAUUCUGCGCCAGUUGUUACCGGAUCUUUGACGUCCAUCCAGGUUAUCCUCUCGGAUCAUGGUCAACUCCGUAUCAAGCGAAAUGCGGACUCUGGCAUCCCCAGGAAGCUGGAAAGCGGUACGGUGAUAGAAGGUUCUGGUGACCGGUACUAGCCUUCGAGUGAUGACUCGAUACUGAAUCUCCCGAGCCAGUUGCUCCAGGUCGGCGAUCUCAUCCUCGCUCUUUUUCUUAUCCUUCCGCAUCUUCUCGAAAACCUUGUCCACCGUCAAUUUACCAGCCAUGAAGUCAUUCACAUAUUUCUCCUUGAGAGCAAACCGCGCCUUCACGGACUUCUCUCCAGUCCAAUCUUCACGAUGCGUUUUCCGCUCGACGAAUAUCUGAUCACUAUCCAUACCACCAUACCACCGUAGACGGAUGGCCUCAGCUCCUUCGGUCUUUUUUAAGCGGCCCAGGUAUAGCUCCCACGUCUCGGGAUUGUCAUAGUAGAUGGAAGAAAUCGCGGAAUCUUCUUCCUCAAAUUCUUUGCUGGGGUUGAAGACAAGAACGGGAAGAUGCUAUGUCGAGUCAGUGUGAGACGUUGCGCAGGAAUUGGGGUGGCAUACCUUAAGAAUAAUCAACUUCAAUUCUGUGAUGUUGUCGGGAUGGACCCAGUAUUUAGUUGUUUGGCGUACAAAGUUCUGUUGGGUACCGCCUGCCGAGGAAUCUCCUUUGACUGGGUUUCCCUUGGUUCGGACAAGGUCGUACAGCUUUGAUAGCCUCACUACGAAGGCAUCAUAGUUAUCCUUGAAGAAAGGCUUCGCUUUGAGCCGGGCAGCGAAGACCGGCUUGAGAUGCCAUUGUGUUUGUUUCUAUGUCAAUGGUCAGUAUGCGAUUCGCUCCGUGCAGCGUAAUGAGUCCCAAUAAAACGUACAUCAUGCUUCUUAAUAAUCUUUUGAAACCCGGUGUAGUUCAAUUGAGUAAAUUUCGCAAGGUCGUGAACAUCGGCGAUGAUAUCACUCAGGACCUGCUCAAGCAUCAGGAACUCCUCGUCGGACGGAGGGGGCCUGCUUGAGCGGCCAGCACUGCGGUUGUCAUUGCUGUUGUUCAGUCGCGUUACAACGUCUUCGACGUCCUUCUCGACCUCUUGGAUCCGGCGGACAAUCUCCUCGCUCUUGAGCUUCUGGAAGUUAAAGACCUUGUCCAAUUCGCUCUCCAGAAGUGCCACGAAAUGCCGCUCAUCAUCCUCCGUCCAUGGUUUGCGGUCGGGCUUUGUGUUUUGGGGGGUCGGGUCGGUAACGUAGCCGGUCUUGAGAGCUUUCUUCAGACCUUCGUAAUUGAUGUAGUACCAGUAGUACUCUUUAUUUUGUGACGAGCGGAGGUGCUCGCCGAACCUGUGAAAAAGCAAAUUGUCAGUCACGGCGACGAUUAGGCG
Messenger RNA from Aspergillus calidoustus, 6051 nucleotides. The record is from the annotation of a GenBank genome assembly. Lineage: Eukaryota; Fungi; Ascomycota; Eurotiomycetes; Eurotiales; Aspergillaceae.